AUGAGUUAAAAUGAUAUAGAAAAUCAAAGCGAAGGAGAAAUAGAAAUAGAAGAGGGUGAAGAAAUAUGUGUGGAUUUUUAAAGAAACAAUAUAUACAAUUAAAUAAAACUUACUGAUAGCUAUGAAUAAAGAGCAUGCUGUAGAUCAGAGUUUGAACUAGAUGAGUAGAUGAUAUUUCCAGAAUCUUUACAUAUUGAUUAUAAACACUAUAAUUGGCCUAUCAUUUCUCCUUAGAUUACAAAAAAGAUUGCAGUUGAAAUUUUAAGUUUUUUGAACUGCAGUGGCGGGGCUUUGCUAAUUGGAAUAAAUGAUUAAGAUUAUAAAGUUAAAGGGAUACAACUCAAUACUAAGUAAAGAGAAGAAUUUUAAAAAUAUAUUGAUGAUAAAAUACUUUGUUUUAUACAUCCUAUUGUAAAAAAUGAAGUCUAAGUUACCUUUAUUCCUAUAAGAUAGGGGGAUGUGUGGAAAAAAAAUUUAUAUGUGAUAAGAGUAUUGAUUUAGCAAGGAAAAACUGAUGAAGUUUAUACAUUUAGUUCUGAUAAUUUCGAAAUGCUUGCUUCAGUAAGAAGAUAAUCAUCAUGCUUUAUUUUAAAACAAGAGCACAUAAAGAAUGAAAUAUAAAACAGAAUUAAAUUUCCUAUUCUUAAAAUCCCACCUCAUUUUUGUAAAUAAGAAAAUAUUGAGGGAAUUAAACAAUCUUGUUAUGUGAGCGAGCUAGAAAAAAAUCAUACAGAAUCUAUCUAGAAUAAUGAAAAUAAAGAAAGUUAAUAAAUAUACCAUGAAAAUACUUAGAAAAUAUUUGUUUAGUUCUUACAAAAUUGUAAUGAUUCUGUCAAUUAGCUGACAAGAGCUAUAUCUAACAUUUUGGCUUAAAACUGCAUUGAAUUCACAAAGAUAUCUCAGCACAAAUAAGUUGUUUUUAAUAUAAAAAAGAGAAAAUAAUGCAAGUUGGCUAAUGAGGUACUCUCAAGUUAGUAAGAAUUGUAUAAUUAACAUCAUGAAAGUCUUAUUAGGAUUACGUUCUAGUAACAAAAAAUAUUUUAAGUAGAUAUACCUGCUUAAAAGGUAAUAAUUUUCUAAAAUAUUGAUAGAUCUAAGAUACAGAAUUUAAAAUAGUUUUUACUAAAUGAAAUGGGAGACAUUUAUAUACUCCCUUUAGAAUAUAAUUUUAUGAUUUAAGUAGAUGAUCUUAAAGAAGCUUGGAAUUUUUUAAAUAAAAAAAGAAAAAUUCUAACUAAAUAUAGCUUUAAAAAUGUAGAAGUUAGAUAUGGAAUUAGUGAUAACAUGAAAAUAACUAUAAGUAACUUGAUAGACAAUAAAGAAUCUUUGCUGAAUUUUCAAAAGUACUUUGAAGACAUAAGUGUAGGAAUAUCGUGUAAGGGUGAAGACAACAAUGAUUAAGUUAUUUUGUAUUUUAGCAGCUUUAUAGAUUAUAUUUUAGCAUCUGAGAGGCUAUAAUUUUUAAUGUAUUAAGAUCAUAACUUUAGAUAAUUUGGAAAAAACCAAAAGAUUUAUAUAAAUCUUGAAAUUAUCAGCAAAUGA
Messenger RNA from Tetrahymena thermophila SB210, 1542 nucleotides. RefSeq names its product divergent AAA domain protein. The record is from RefSeq and is a predicted model, not a curated record. Lineage: Eukaryota; Ciliophora; Oligohymenophorea; Hymenostomatida; Tetrahymenidae. The transcript is spliced from 3 exons.